This is a messenger RNA of Arabidopsis thaliana (thale cress), 514 nucleotides long. RefSeq names its product Defensin-like (DEFL) family protein. The transcript has 2 exons. The coding region runs from base 66 to 311 and encodes 81 amino acids. NCBI's taxonomy places the organism in Eukaryota, Viridiplantae, Streptophyta, Magnoliopsida, Brassicales, Brassicaceae. Gene Ontology annotation, cellular component: extracellular region. The record is from RefSeq and is marked reviewed.
UAUAAAACCAUAAUCUCUCAGUUGAUUAAAAACACCAUUAUCUCUCAAGUCUUAAUACGAAAACAAUGGAAUCCAAGAGAUCAUCAUCUUCUCCUCUACUAAUUUUGAUUACCACCAUCAUGAUCAUAUUCAUCAUUUCUGGACCUAAAUCUGUCGAUGCAGAUUGCAAACACCCGGUUGGACCGUACACGGACUCAUGCUUUACGGAUUGCGUAUCUGGAAAAUAUGGAUAUAAUUAUGAAUCCGCUUUUUGUAGCCGUGACGAGACCGGAACUUGUAAAAUAUGUUGCUGCGAACUUAUCAACGAAUAGGUGCAUAUGCAUUUGCAUGUUUCAAUGUAUGGUUGGUAACAAAAAAAAAAAGAUGUGGAGAAAGAGAACAAAUUAUAUACUUGUCUUCCCUAUUUUAAAGGCAAUGCAUAACCCUUAAAAUUAUUAUUUACUUGCACAAUCUUGCAAUGCUUGUAAUUUAAUAUAUAUGACAUAACAAUGUGUAUCUUUGUUAUGCACAUUAU